AACGGAUUAAUGAGAAAGAGGAGGAGAUGGUACAAGCUGGAGCGCUUUAUGCACUUUAUACCCUGUUCCAAUUGCAGAACAAUGCUAGUGGUAUGCAAAAGGUGGCUCAUAUCGAGAUUGCUCUAGAUACCCUGGAAUAUCUCGUAUCCUACGCGAAAGCGAGCGGCGAGUCAGUUCGCCAUCAUCUGCUCUACAUUUUGCACUCGUUAUUCUCAAAGGGCAUUUUUCACGUUCUACCGGCUUCAACCCUGCCAACCCUGCGCCGGCCCACGCCAGAGGAGGCAGAACAAAGGCAGAGAAAGAUAGAGCCGGUCGCGCGAAAU
This is a messenger RNA of Acaulospora colombiana, 323 nucleotides long. The record is from the annotation of a GenBank genome assembly. Lineage: Eukaryota; Fungi; Glomeromycota; Glomeromycetes; Diversisporales; Acaulosporaceae.